Molecule: messenger RNA, 1785 nt
Organism: Bipolaris maydis ATCC 48331
Lineage: Eukaryota; Fungi; Ascomycota; Dothideomycetes; Pleosporales; Pleosporaceae
Product: kinase-like domain-containing protein
Biological process (GO): positive regulation of transcription by RNA polymerase II; protein phosphorylation
Cellular component (GO): cytoplasm; transcription factor TFIIH holo complex; transcription factor TFIIK complex
Molecular function (GO): ATP binding; RNA polymerase II CTD heptapeptide repeat kinase activity; cyclin-dependent protein serine/threonine kinase activity
Source: RefSeq, a predicted model, not a curated record
ACCUGCGCCCGUGGAGACUAGAGAACCAUGCACGCCAUUUAUCUAUUCACUAUCUUGACCCAUUCACUGCAAGAGGAGGAGAGCAAGAAGAAAGAGAACAAAGGCAUGGAGAUGGUGACAGACUCGCCUCUCUCAUGAUACCGGUUGGGGCCCUUUGCUAACACCCGACCCUCUACCACGUCUACUUGACGCCUCUCCACCUACAUCCAUACACGCACUCUCCCCCGGCUCAAUCGCGACCUGCUCGCAAGCACACCAUGGCAUCGCCCGUCGUUCUCAGCCCACGGCCUAAUCCGCCAGGUGCGGCCAUGUCUGCCGCGAGCAAGACGAGGACCCUCGCCCUCCCAAGCCACACCACCAAGCCUGUCAAAUCGCCAGCGCCACCCGCGCCCGCCACGAUAGCCGGUGAUGGCGGCAUGGACCUUGCAGAGCAGAUGAACGACCGGGUACGGAGCCAGUUCGUCAUGGGCCCACGACUAGGAGAGGGUACCUACGCCGUCGUAUACCAAGCGCACUACCGUGACAACCCCAAGCACAUUGUCGCCAUCAAGAAGAUCAAAUACAACGCCGAGUACCCCAACGGCAUCGCACCUGACGCUAUCCGCGAAAUGCAAUUCCUCUUCGAAAUGUCGCACCCCAACGUCAUCAAACUGCACGAUGUCUUCUCUACCAAAGAACAAAACCUCUCCCUAGUCCUCGAGCACCUUCCCCUCGGCGACCUCGAGAAGCUCUGGAAAAACAAAGAAAUCACAUACACAAAAGCAGACAUCAAGGCCUGGAUGAACAUGCUCUGCCAGGGAAUAUGGUUCUGCCACGAGAACUUUGUCCUCCACCGCGAUAUCAAAGGCAGCAACGCCCUCAUCGCCGCAGACGGCACCGUCAAAAUUGCCGAUUUCGGUCUCGCACGCAGCUUCGCGGAUCCAGGCGUCAAGAUGACCACCAUGGUCAUAACGCGCAUGUACCGGCCCCUCGAGCUUCUCUACGGCUGCUCCCACUACGGCGGAACAGCAGACAUGUGGAGCAUAGGCGUUCUCAUGGCCGAACUCUGUAAGCGCGACUGGUUCCUAUAUUCCGACACGGACAUGCGCCAGGUCGCCGUCAUCUGCGAGAAAUUCGGGACCCCGACGGAAGAGACGUGGCCCGGUGUCACGGCUUUACCUUAUUACGUCGCCCCCGAUAAGCAGACGGGGCCGCAGGGUACUACCGCGUUCAGGCAGACGCGCCCGCGUAGCUGGUGGAAGCAAGAGUUCCCCACCCUCGGAGAUGAUGGGUGUGAUUUUAUCAGAGGCCUGUUGACGCUGGAUCCGCAGAAGAGGUAUACGGCGAGGAAGGCGCUCGAGGACAAGUGGUGGACUAAUGCGCCGCGUCCGACUAAGAAGGAGAAUUUGCCAAAGGAAGGUGGGGGUACGAAGGCUAUGGGUGAGGAUUUAAAGCGGAGAGGGGGGGAGACGCCUGCGAACGGUCGGGCUGAUAAGGUGGCCAGGAAGCUGGAUUUUGGAUCCAUGGGCUGAUCUAGUGCAGCUCUCUCUCUCUCUUUCUAUUUCUCUCGUAUAUGAUUCCAAAUUCAAGAUCACCCUCUCCCAGUCAAUUUUCAUGGUGUCCAUGGCGACAUUGCAUUUGGCUUUUUUUGGCACCCAUCAAACAGUAGCUUAGAUAAUCCAUGCUGUAUUCGUCUGCCUUCUUGGCAUCUCGAACCAGAUUUCAUUUCAAAUCGGGACAUCAGUCCCCUCUAGCGAUCUCUUACAUAAUAAAAUCUAAAUGUGCACACAAAGUCCAGCUUCGUCU